Messenger RNA from Centrocercus urophasianus (Greater sage-grouse), 1197 nucleotides. RefSeq names its product growth differentiation factor 6 (gene GDF6). The record is from RefSeq and is a predicted model, not a curated record. The transcript has 2 exons. Gene Ontology annotation, cellular component: extracellular region. Gene Ontology annotation, biological process: SMAD protein signal transduction; BMP signaling pathway. Gene Ontology annotation, molecular function: growth factor activity; cytokine activity. Lineage: Eukaryota; Metazoa; Chordata; Aves; Galliformes; Phasianidae. The coding region runs from base 1 to 1197 and encodes 398 amino acids.
AUGAAUGCGCGCCGGGCCCUGCUCUCCGCCGCCUUGCUCGCCGGCCUCCUCUGGGAUUUACCUUGCUGCCGCCCGGCCUCCCUCCCCGCCGCCGCAGAGCUGGCCAAGGGCGGGCGAGGCCGCAGGGCUCCGCGAUACCCCCGGGAGAGCCGGCCGCGGCAGGGGGCACAGCCCGGGGGCCGGACGCCCCCGCGGGCGGAGCCCCACGAGUACAUGCUGUCCCUCUUCAGGACCUACUCCGUCGCCGAGAAACUGGGCAUCAACGCCAGCUUCUUCCAGUCCUCCAAGUCGGCCAACACCAUCACGAGUUUCGUAGACAGGGGACAAGACGAUCUCUCUCCCGCUCCACUCAGGCGGCAGAAGUACUUCUUUGACGUCUCCACGCUCUCGGACAAGGAGGAGCUGGUGGGGGCCGAGCUGCGGCUCUUCCGCCGCCCCCCCGCCGGCCGCCCGCCGCCCGCCGCCGCCGCCCCUCUGCUGCAGCUCUUCCCGUGCCUCUCCCCGCGCCCGCUACACUCUCGCAGCAUGGACCCACGGGCGGCGGCGGCGGCGGGCUGGGAGGUGUUCGACGUGCGGCAGGGCCUGCGGGCGGGCCGGCCUUGGAAGCGGCUGUGCCUGGAGCUGCGCGCCUCGGCCGCCCGCGGGCCGCCGCCCCGUCGCUGGCUGGACCUGCGGGGCCUGGGCUUCGGGCGGCGGCCGCGGGCCCCGCAGGAGCGGGCACUGCUGGUGGUGUUCACGCGGGCGCGGCGGCGCAGCCUGCUCGGGGAGCUGCGGGCCGAGCUGGGCGCGCCCCCGCCCGCCGCCCGCCGCCCGCCCGCCCGGCGCCAGCGCCGCACCGCCUUCGCCAGCCGGCACGGCAAGAGGCACGGCAAGAAGGCGCGGCUGCGCUGCAGCAGGAAGCCGCUGCACGUCAACUUCAAGGAGCUGGGCUGGGACGACUGGAUCAUCGCCCCGCUGGAGUACGAGGCCUACCACUGCGAGGGCGUGUGCGACUUCCCGCUGCGCUCCCACCUGGAGCCCACCAACCACGCCAUCAUCCAGACCCUCAUGAACUCCAUGGACCCCGGCUCCACGCCGCCCAGCUGCUGCGUGCCCACAAAGCUGACCCCCAUCAGCAUCCUCUACAUCGACGCGGGCAACAACGUGGUGUACAAGCAGUACGAGGACAUGGUGGUGGAGUCGUGCGGCUGCAGGUAG